GUCGUGAAAGCCGAACGACGGUGGUCGGAUGUGUCGUGUUUCAGUUCGGUCAGCGACGUACUGCACGAAGCAGUUUGGGAGCAUCUCCUCUGUGCUUUCUUCCAUUCGCUUUCACUAUCAUCCUUCUCUCUUACACUUUCGUAUCUCGUGCUGCAGUGUAUUAUAUAUAAAUAUAUAUAUAUUUGAGUAUAUAUAUAUACUUAUAUCUACGCUGUUACAGGCGGCCGAGCACGAUAGACUUUGUGUCUCGCAUGUGUUUUGUAUGUAUAUAUACGCGUAUAGGUGAUUCGUCUUUUUCUUACACAUUUUCACAUACACAUACCACACAUACACUGAAUGUACCAUUCUCUCGGAGAGUACAUCGCGUUUUCUCUCUUUUCAACGAGAAAAAAUCCUAAUUUUUUUGUCUCGAGUAUACCGAAUAAUAUGUGCAGUUUUUAGUGCUAAAUGAUUAGAGAAAAAAGAAGACAAAGAUAAUAGAGAACAAAAAAAAGGAAAGUAGAUGGGAUAUGGUGGAAGUUUAUUGAGGUUCCUUCUUCACAAACGCACGCCGUUUUGACAGCAACAGACACAGAAGCAGAAACAGGGCAACGGCCCAGACGGUUUCCUAGCGUCUCUUCACUUGGAUUCUCUUCUUCCCCCUUUCUCAUCCUGUCGGUCGAAGCUCCCUCAUCGUUUCUUCUGUCUCUGUUUUUCUUACCAAACAUUUACGAGCAAAAGAAAAGACCAAAAGCACGCCUCCUCUAACACAACCACCACCACCAUCAUCACCAACCACCACCACCACCAGCAAAAGCAACAUUUUUCUCAAGAUUUGAACAGGAAUUCAUAUUUUCCAACGCAUUGGGGUCUUUCAAAGGCAGGAAGUGAAAUCAACAGCCAACGAAUUGACGACGACGACGACGACGACAACGACGACAACUUUGAAGUUACGAACGAGGAAUCAACAGGAAGAUGUCUCGUGUUCAUCAUUGUUUACUCUGGAUCGUUAAUGCUUAUCAUAAAGCCUAAUUCUUUCGCACACACGACAAACUCGGCGGCCAUUGGCUACCAUUUAUGAAUGGAUCUUGGAGAUUUAGAAAGAUGGUGGCAGGAUUCAGGAAUCGCCAUUUGGAGUUUUGUACUCUUUGGCUGUUUCCUUCUCAAUGUGAUCCUCUUCCUCGCCUUUCUUAUACGACCCGGAUUGAGAACGAUUUCGAACAGAUUCGUGAUGAAUUUGACUGUCUCGAACCUGUUAAUUUGCGGGCUGUUGAAUCUACUUUUGAUAAUGGAUGCAUCGCCAACAUCGGAACCGGACUCGUCAGUGUUCUCAGCGGAAAAAAUAUGCGCGAUGUCGGAAGGUGCAACAGCAUUAAUGACAACGUCAUCGGUGUUAUCGGUUUUCCUGAUAGCAAUAGACCAAUAUUUCGCGGUUGUGGAUCCUUUGAGGUAUCGGGCAAAAGUCGACAAAGUGAAAUCCGAAAUAUUGAUAUGUUCAGUUUGGUUAAUCUCAUCGAUGUUUGCAAUUAUGGCGUUCCUAAAUCCAAAUCCCCGUAGCCUUUGGUUGUCUUGCAAUUUGCGAUCUGUGCCAGCUACUACCGAUUUUACGUUUAACAAUUCGUCCACGGAUGUGCAAAGCAAUUUAAGCGUUGCCAUGAUCGAAAACAAUACCAUUACCACCGCCAUUACCGAUAUCGAAACGGAAUGGAUCGAAUACGGCGACGAUAAUAUUUCAAACGAAAUGCCAAUGACUUAUGGUAUGAUUUAUGCAAUUCUGCACAGUUUAACCGCAUACCUAUUACCGUUUGCGUGUGUCUGUUGGAUAUAUGUGAAAAUUUAUUCGGCCGCGCAUAGGAAUUCGGAAAGAACGAGAAGGACUGGUUCUAGACCUAUAUUAUCAUCGGCUAGUUUUUGCGAAGAUUCCAAAUCCCAACAGCAGUUACAACAACAACAACAACAGCAGCAGCAUCAUCAUCAUCUACAACAACAACAGCAUCAGCAAAUGGAUAAUUUGUUGGAUGAUUACAGAAGGAUACCAAAAAUUUCGAGUCUCUCGUCGAUCGACGAAACCAGCGAGACGACCCAACCAGCGGCAGGAAGUCAAAUACCUCGUGGACGUUCUUUUUCAUCGGUUUCAGAAAUUCAUUCAUUAAAUGUUUCUCCAUCAUCACCAACCAACAACGAGGAUUCCUCGUCUGGCGGUGGUGGUGGUGGUGGUGUUGUCUUUACCGUGGGUGGUAUGGAUGCUGAUGAAUGUUCGCAUAUUGAAGAAAACGAGACAAAUAAAUCCAACGGACAUAUCAAUUCUAUUCUUCCUGCUAUAUCGAUAGAAAAAAUUGAUCUUACGGAUAAUGAAGAACCAAGACUGUAUUCCGAUCAUACCAAGUAUGAUCAUCUCGUUAAGAAUCAUUAUUUGGAUCGACCAGAAGAUAUGAGACAAAAAUCUCCGCAUAAUCUCAUGUACGAUCAAAUGUUAAUUCGCGAAAGUAAAAGAGGUUCUUGGUUGAACAACGACAAUGUAAUAACCGAUUCGAGAAAUUCCGAUACCGAAGAGGACGUAACUUCGGAAUGUUUUCGUUCGACUAACGUCGAAGACGAUUCGGUUUUUAACGAACAAAAAUCUACGUAUCUUUCACCGUAUUCCGCCUACGAGAAGACUAUUGUUAAUCGUAACGAACAAAAUGACGACGCAGAAAUAAAUGGUAUUUAUGUUGCACCAAGUUCGAGAAUAAACGAUAGAUUAAUUCGUACCAAAGAACGUAGAAAUGUCGUUAGGGAGUCUGAGGUAAAUGAAUUCGAACGGUUGAAAAAUGAAAAACAUUACAAUGAAGGAGGAGGAGGAGGAAGAGUAAUAUCGGAUUGUGAUUUAACCGAGGUGAUAGUAGAUGGUAGCUGUGAAGUAUACGAUGUAGAGAAUACUACUGGAAGGUCUAGAGAAAUAGUAGUUAACGGUAGCAACAAUAAUGAAACGUCGGCUUGUCUUUUGACACCUAUCGUCACGAUUACUCCAGCACCUAACAAGAACACUUUGCAUCGUGUUUCCAGUGUUAGAAGUACUUCCAGUUAUAUAAAUUCACUCAAAUACAGGAUAAGUAAUGGUUCGUUGUUCAGGUAUAGAGAAGAGACCAGAGCUGCUAGGAUAAGCGCAUUAGUUAUAGUCAUGGGUUUGAUUUGUUGGUCUCCGUAUGAGAUAUUAUUACUUUUGAAAAAUCUUCCACCUUACAAUAAUUAUAAAAUCGCUCACGAGUACGACGUUACCGUAUUGUGUUUUCUUGUAUUGGCCGCUUACGUCAGCCCAUUGCUGUUUGGUUAUCGUUCUAAACGUGUCAAAAGAGAAUUGAGAAAAUUUUUCUGUUUCAAGAAAGAACUUUCUUAUAAAAAUAAUAGAAGCCUAAUGGCUAAAAAGGUUCUCAAGAGACGUCACAGUAACACUUUUAGUCAUCUUGAAUUGGACAAUCGUUACAACAUAUUCAAUUGCGUUUACGGUAGGAAUCGUUGGCCUAAAGAAAAGGUCCAAUUCGUUCAGGUGCCGGAUACCGCAUUAGCGGUGGAAACCUGUAGAAGUAGUUUUUCUAGUGGCGCGAGUACGCAAAUUUCUACCACAUCCACCGACGAUUGUUGAUAAGAAAAUACAUAUGUAUCGUUCAAAUUGUCUCGAUCGUGUUCGAUUGAUUCAUUGUGUUCCUUGGGAAAACUCGUUUUAAUUGAUCAAUCUUCCUCAGAUCAAUUCGAGUUUCAAUUUCCUUUUUCGAAUACGAUCGACUAUUAUAGAUUGUACGUAUGUGUGUGUGUGUGUGUGUGCGCGUGGUAUAUCGAGUAAACUAAAUGUAUGAAUUACGGAAUAUAGCGGAAAUAUACGAAUUGUCGUCAUAAUCCAUAGGAGGUAAUCUUUGUUUACCAAUGUUUAGAUAAGUUGAGUCAUUUUAAUGGAAAUUUUACAUAUAUUUCUUCUUCUUCUUCUUCGCGGGAGAGAAAUAAUGUGAAGGAAAAAAAAAAUAAUAUUAGAAUUAUCACUUCUUAUCGUCACAUUUUUUACUUAAUAAACGAUUAAAAUAUCCUAAAGUAUUCCAUUUAAAAUGACUUAUCUUAUAUACGUAUAUACACAUGCACACACAUAUAUAUAUAUAUAUACUUACUCGUUCUGGUCAAAAUGUAUUUAUUAUUCAUUUUUCUUCAUCUUCUUCCAUAGAACCUCAACUUAAAACUUAAGUCCAAAAUGAAUGAUCGUGUGUCCUAUGGUAUAUUUAUAUGUAUGCAGUCUGUCUGUCUGUCUGUCUGUCUAUAAUAUGUCUCUUUAUAAGUCUUAUUACAAGUACAACAAAUAAAAGUCUCGUUGCGUAUUAUUGACCAAUGGUCAGUAAUCAUAAAAAUAUGGACGACUUAGAAGAAAAAAAAAAUAAUAUAAUACAUUUAAUCGAAUACAUGCGUAUUGAUUGUUCACAUUGUGAAGCAAGCUUUGUAUAAACAUUAUUUAUAUAAACUGGUAUUUUAAAAACCAGAGAUAGGUGGAUGCAAACUUCGAAGGGAUCCGAGACCAAAUUUAAUUUCUUAUUAUUUUUAAACCUGACUGCUUAUAAAGAUGAUGGAAUUUUUAUCAUUAUCUUUAUAGCAUUCAUUUUGUUUGAUGGCGUCUAAAAAUAUUGACAAAUUUAUUCUCGCCGAGUUUGUUCGUCUGAUUUUCGUUCGACAAUGCGCACUUGACUAAUAAUCUUACGUAUAAUCUUCUAUUUUUUUUUCUUUUUUUUCUUAAGAGGUUAAGAGAAGACGAGACGAAACAAAACUUUAUCAUAAAAGUAUUCUGCGUAAAGACGAUAGAGAGAGUCGUACCGCUAGUAUUACAAUUUCUUUCUCGUGUUGCACAGCUGCUAUAAAACAAUCGUAAUUGUAAUUGCAACUCGAGAAACUAACACGUGGCUUAUAUUUUUUUCUUUAUUAUCUUACGCUUAUUCACGAAAAUGUUUAUAUGAAACGUUUAUGCGGAUUAACUAAUCUGUUACUAUUAUUUUAUUAUAAUUAUUUAAUAAUAUAGAUAAGCAUUUUUUCUAUACGUGCAUGAUGCGUUGUGUAAUAUUAAAAUUGCAAAUAUUUGUUGGUUAUGCGCGUGCGCGACAAUUUGAUUUUUUUUUUUUCGAAUAAUAAAAAAUGGCGACGUUGAUUGCGCCAUAUUGAAAUCAAAAUAUUUGAGAAACUUUAUAAUUCGAUAUAUAACGUUGAUAAUAUUGAAAACAAUUC
Molecule: messenger RNA, 5211 nt
Organism: Polistes canadensis
Lineage: Eukaryota; Metazoa; Arthropoda; Insecta; Hymenoptera; Vespidae
Exons: 4
Coding region: 1061-3601 (846 amino acids)
Biological process (GO): positive regulation of cytosolic calcium ion concentration; adenylate cyclase-activating adrenergic receptor signaling pathway; phospholipase C-activating G protein-coupled receptor signaling pathway
Cellular component (GO): membrane
Molecular function (GO): alpha1-adrenergic receptor activity
Source: RefSeq, a predicted model, not a curated record